UAUACAUGGAAAGGAAAGUUGGCGGCGGCGGCUCCAGCAACUGCCCCAUGCGGGGUAGAUGAUUCGCAUUUCGGCGCGGCCUAUGGCUUUACGGUAAUGCCGCCUACACCCCACUCGCCAUAUUUUCUGCCAGGCGGACAAUACUUCACGAAUACUGCGUGUGUUGGAACUUGGCGACAAGCACUCCCCGACGAAACUCGCGGCCACAGAAUCUCACUAUUGAAAAUGGCGUCCCAAGAGAGGAGCAUGCCCUUCAUAAAGAACCUUGCCUCGAGCGACCGCAAGAUUCGCACGUCCGCCCUCGCUUCCCUACACAAUUUCCUUUCCGCCCGCCAAGUUGCCUCGACUCUUGCGCCGCUGGAUGUGCUAAAACUCUGGAAGGGUCUCUUCUUUGCAUUAUGGAUGUGCGAUCGGGCUAUUCCCCAACAAAACUUGUGCAAUGAGCUCGCCGACUUGAUCCAUAUUUUGCCGCGCGAUGCCACAGUACCCUGGCUACGAGGCUUUUGGGCCACCAUGUCCCGCGAAUGGACCGGCAUUGACGUGCUGCGAAUGGAGAAGUUCUUGCUCCUCGUGAGGCGAGUUGUCGGGGCUGGCUUUCAGUGGAUGAAGGCAGAGCCCAGAAGCAACAAAGAUGGCAGCAUUGUGUGGAGCACAGACAGGGUGGACGACAUCCUGGGCCUUCUAGGCGAGUGGCCCUUCGCACUUGACGGGGACGCUCGGCCGAGCCGCGAACAGGAUCCGCUAGUGCCACAGAAAGUCCCGGUGGGCCUAAAACUACAUGUUCUGGAUAUUUGGGUUGAUGAGGCAGAAAAGGCGGGCUUGCUAGAUGGAAGCGAUCAGCAGGCGAAUAAGAUCCUUCAACGAAUCUCAAAUCAGGUAGACGUUUUCGAACAGGGCACCACCAGUCCUGCCGUACGAAUUCGGUCUAAGGAGUCCCUAGCCGACGAACGCCUCCCGGGGAACAAAAGAGGUGCUACCCCUGGGGCCGUGGUCGAUGAAGAGACAGGCACAGCAGAUGUCGGGGAUGGAGGGAGCUGGGAUGGUUUUGAGGAUUAGUGGACUAGUCUACUUCAGCGAAGACAUUCCAUUUACCUCAAUCGCUUCGUGGGAAAUAUUGCAGCGAGGCCUGUCUAAUUUCCGAUGAUAUAGGAAGAUAUGACGAUUAUAAAUAAUGAAUAUCCAAAU
Messenger RNA from Lasiosphaeria miniovina, 1185 nucleotides. Its product is annotated as nucleolar protein,Nop52-domain-containing protein. Gene Ontology annotation, cellular component: preribosome, small subunit precursor; nucleus. The record is from RefSeq and is a predicted model, not a curated record. Gene Ontology annotation, biological process: rRNA processing. The transcript is spliced from 2 exons. Bases 97 to 1056 code for a protein of 319 amino acids. NCBI's taxonomy places the organism in Eukaryota, Fungi, Ascomycota, Sordariomycetes, Sordariales, Lasiosphaeriaceae.